AUGAAUGCAGCAGAAAGACUCUAAAACCCUUCGAGUGUUACAAUGAGGACCUUAAGCUUUUCCCUUACCUUCAUCCUCCAGUUGUCUUUGACCCCAAAGCCUUAUGUUGCAGGAGUGGACUGGGAAACUCAGAAUGUGGCAUUUGAGUCCAAUACAACUGAUAGGUACAUACUGCCACCAACUGAAAAGACUCCACAGGACCUUGUCUCCUCACUAACAUACUCAGAUACUGCAUUAUCCAGUGCUGAUUUACAUGAGCAUGUCAAGCCACAGAAAGCCUGUGCAGUGCCCAAUAGUGCCAAGUUGUGGCCCGUGAAAGCCCUUAUCAUGUCUGAGUCACAUUGUAGGCUGUUUGGAAAUGUCAGUGUUAGCCAUAUUAUACCAAGGAGGUACUGUGAAAGUGGUUUGAAAAUGAUUUGGUCCCUCUUUCAAUCAGAAGCUACUCGUUUGGUGGUGAAAGUAAUAACACCUUUAUUAGAGGUUGUCACAAUGUCUUUACACUUGUUCUCUAGUCUUUUUAAGACAGUUACACCACAAUCAUUUGUCCAGAUUGACUCUGAUAGAAUUGAUCAACACAAUACUGUAUCUGAGGUAAAUAUGUCCUAUGGUCAUCAGAAUAUAGACCACCAGAAUAUAGUGAUCCUGGAGGAUGACCCUGUAGUGAUGGAGUCAGCCUCCUUCCUCUUUGAGAAGCGCCCCUCUGUGUCGACUCUACUGAGGUACCACAAGGGGGCGCUGAAAGUCCUCAGGGGCUCUCAGACCCUUUUGACCAGAGACAGUCGUGUCGUACUGGUGGGUCAUGGCAGCAAGGGCAGUGAUGGUGUGGCCAGACUAGGAGGUUAUGGGCCAGAGGAGCUUGCCAAAGUUGUGGUGGCCAUGAAGAUAGAAGAUGGGCAUCUGCACACCCUCAGCCUGGUGGGCUGUGCACUAGGAAAGGACCUCAAGUUUGCAGAGCGGCUGCUUCAAGCGCUCAUCUCACUCAACGUGGAGACCAAACUGCACCUGAGGAGCUCAGCACUAUCCGUCAGGCCCAACGGAGAGAAGGUGACCAGAGAGGAGGGGGUCUGGAGGCAUAAAGACGGCAGUAAGAAAGUAAUCGCCCAGCUGGACCAGAACGGUAACCUGCUGACCAGAGUGGAAGGAGACGACAGAGGACAGGUCAUUCCCAACUACCAGGGGCACGCCCUAUACAUACAGACUUUAGAAUGGCCGACCCACCCUCAAAUGUUUGUCUCAGCAAACUUGCGUAAGAAGUACACCUCGAUUGACUGUUUAGAGGGGCUUACAUGGAGCCUGUUUUUUGAGGAAAAUGAAAGAAGGCGCGCUCCAGAUUACAUCCCAGUGCACAAACAGGGGAACCUCACGUCCGUGUGGCUGGCUGACCACAAACCCAUGGAAGACAUACCCAUCAAGCACCUCACCACCAUUCUCGAUCUGCUGGUGGAGAUCAGGUACAAUGCCAGGGAAGACACCGACUUUGACUUGUAUUACGUUCUGAACGACUGCAUCUUUAAGGUGCAGAGGAGAACCUUCUACGCCUCCCUGGUGGGGAAGUACAUUCAUUCUAACCAUCUGGAAGAAAUGGAGAAAUUCACUGAUGCUUUCAGGCACCAGAAGGAGGACUAUUCCCUCCAAGAGCUUAGACAGGGCCUCAAGGCGUCCGAAUUCAACAACUUCUGCCGCCAGACGUUCCAGCUGCAACGAUGUGUCCAGGACUGUGAACGCUGGGGCCACUACUUCAUGGCUGCUGUGUUCUCUGCAUCUGUCCGAAACUUCCGCACAUUCUCACUCUUCCUUAUGAGUGUUAUCGCUUGUGAGGUGGGCCGAUCCCAAGGCUCUGACAGCUCACUCUGUACAGCCUUUGUUGGGGAUGACCACCCUAUGGUAGGGGACGACCCUUGGCUUGAACGCAGUAGACGCGGGUUCUAUGGCUGCACGGUGGGCAAAGCUGAGGAGAUGAUGACCAAACGAGACACACUCGACUGGCUGGAUCAGGUUGUUUCCAAGGAGAAUGCCCUCUUUGCCAAGUCCAAGCAGAUGAUGAGUGGCGUCGACCACGACCAGGAGACAGAGCUUGAUAUCUUUGGGAGGGUCAAGGUCAUGAAUAAAUAUGUGUUUUCAUCUUUCCUUGAAUUCUUUCGAGGAACGCCAGAGGGGAAGAAGCUGGCAAGAGGAUGCAGAGCUUGAGGAUAGUACAUGGCUUCUAGAUGACCAAAACCCUAUUCAACGAGAUUGAAAAUUGUAAUAAUUGUUACUGGCUAAUAUCUGUUAAAUAUGGGAGGCAAAAUUAUAGUUUAAUUAAUGUCUAAUUAAGCAAUAUGGGCCAAGGGGGUGUGGUAUAUUGACCAAUAUUUCAAGACUAAGGGCUGUUCUUAUGCACAACGUGAAGAGGAGUGC
This is a messenger RNA of Oncorhynchus tshawytscha (Chinook salmon), 2397 nucleotides long. RefSeq lists its product as uncharacterized. The record is from RefSeq and is a predicted model, not a curated record. The transcript has 3 exons. Lineage: Eukaryota; Metazoa; Chordata; Actinopteri; Salmoniformes; Salmonidae. The coding region runs from base 43 to 2187 and encodes 714 amino acids.